AAGUGUGGGCAAGUGAAAUUGUUCCUUCUUUCUGAAACAGCAGUACUCAGUUCAUCCGCCCCUUUCCCCCCUGCCGGGCAUAAACGCAGUGGUUUGUAUCUCUGACACAGACACACAAGCUGUGCAAUUCUCGCGAUUACUUCUCCUACUACCAGCAGAAUCCUAAAUCCUCGUUUCUACAGUCGAUUUUGAUUGAUGUGAUUAAAUUAUGGAGAAUUCCCAAGAUCCUCAAACCCUUAUAACUGGAAAUCAUAAUGCUACUCAAUGCUCUCAGUCUCUGCUACAAUUUAACAUUGAUGCUGGCGCUCAGGAUGCUGUUUUGCAUGAACAAGAACUUGCUACCCAAAAUAUCAUAAGGACCCAGAGAGAGGUGGCAACUAUCACAUCAUCUUCCAACCAUAAUUUAGACAUAUUCUCUGCCCGUCAUCACCCCAAUGCUUUGAAGGAACAUCUCUUGAAUAUGGCCACUGAGCAUAGGUCUGAAAUAGCCGUUAAGCGUGGAAAAGCUGCACUUCCACAAGUCAACACAGAAAUAGGCAAUGGAUAUGGUGUACCUGGUGGAGGUGCCUAUAAUGAUAUUCACAAGCUUAACACUGAUUCUGAUAACAGUGCAUUCAGUCGGCCCGAAUCUAAACUUGAUAGAUGUUUAGAGCAGACAUCUGCAGGUAAAGAAUUGCCUGAGUUCCUCAAGCACAAGUUAAGAGCUCGGGGUAUUCUUAAACAUGAUAUACAUACCCAACAUAUUAAAGGUGCUUCAGCUGAACUUAGGGGAAAUGAAAAGUUGCCUACAGGAUGGGUGGAAGCAAAAGAUCCGGGAAGUGGUGCAUUUUACUAUUAUAAUGAAAGUACCGGGAAGAGUCAAUGGGUAAAACCUUGCGAAGCAUCCUUAACUGAGCAAUCAACAACGUUUUUGAAUCUUACGGAAAAUUGGGUGGAAGCAUUGGACGAAACAUCAGGUCACAAGUAUUACUACAAUACAAAAACUCAUGUAUCACAAUGGAAGCAUCCAAAUUCUGCUCAGGAAAUUGUGUCAGUUGGUCACGUGGAUGGCGGCCAAUCAUCUAAUUUACAGAGGUGCAUGGGCUGUGGUGGUUGGGGUGUAGGCCUUGUGCAAGCAUGGGGUUACUGCAAUCACUGCACGAGUGUUUUCAGUCUUCCACAAUGUCAGUAUUUGUCCUCAAAUUUGAAAAAUCAGCAAUGCAGUGCUGCACAUCCCACCGAAAGUUCUGAUAAAAUCACUACCAAACAGAGGUCCAGUUGGAAACCUCCAUUUGAUAAAGGAAAUAAAAAAAUGAGCAAGAAGCGCGCUCUUGAAGAGGAUGACGAGUUGGAUCCUAUGGACCCCAGCUCCUAUUCAGAUGCUCCUCGUGGUGGCUGGGUGGUGGGUCUGAAAGGUGUGCAGCCAAGAGCAGCUGACACAACAGCAACCGGUCCUCUGUUUCAACAACGACCAUAUCCAUCACCCGGAGCUGUUUUACGAAAGAAUGCUGAAAUUGCCUCCCAGAAAAAGAAACCAAAUUCAAAUUUUAUUCCCAUGUCCAAGAGAGGCGAUGGGAGUGAUGGGCUUGGUGAUGCAGACUAAUACCAUCUUUAUCAACACAAACAUGUUCACCUUUGUCAUGUUAUUUGUAAGUUAGCUAAGGAUGCAUUUUGUUGUGAAAACCAGUUUUGCUGUUGUGCAAUAAUAUUCUGUGGUUUUACUGGGAAAUACUGGGGGGAAAGUAUCGAUUUUGAUGCGUGACUGGACAGAAGAUAUCUCUGUACCACAUAACUGGUGUUUAUAAACUUUUGAGGCAAGUGAUGAUAAAACUUGCACUUAGCUUGGUAAUUCACGAGCUGACCGAGAAGCAUAUGAUUUUUCAUGAAUUGAAAGUUCAAGAGGACCUCAAGAUUGGGAACGAAAGCACCUUUCAGAAUUUUCAAUGCUCUUUUCUUUUUGUUAAUCUUUGGAUUUUCCUGUGAAUCAUAUUUAUUAUUUAAGAAAUAUAAGGAAUUUUUUAACCCA
Messenger RNA from Vicia villosa (hairy vetch), 2005 nucleotides. RefSeq lists its product as uncharacterized. The transcript is spliced from 13 exons. The record is from RefSeq and is a predicted model, not a curated record. The coding region runs from base 209 to 1582 and encodes 457 amino acids. Gene Ontology annotation, biological process: alternative mRNA splicing, via spliceosome. Gene Ontology annotation, cellular component: nuclear body; cytoplasm. Gene Ontology annotation, molecular function: ribonucleoprotein complex binding; protein binding. NCBI's taxonomy places the organism in Eukaryota, Viridiplantae, Streptophyta, Magnoliopsida, Fabales, Fabaceae.